AUGAGCUUUGUCACCGGAGAAGCAUCCGAGAAGUGUCACAAGGAGAAGCGAAAGACGGUGAAUGGCGAUGACAUCUGUUGGGCACUAGGAAGUCUAGGGUUCGAUGACUAUGCUAAGUCGAUGAGAAGGUACUUGAAUAGGUAUAGUGAGAUAGAACAGAAGAGAGAGCAUCAAAAUAAGAACAAUGACGGAAGGGAUGAGUUUGAGCGAAUGCUUAUGAUAAAUGGGAUAAUUCACCGCAAGCUUUGGUCAUCAUCGAUGGCACCAAACAGAAGGAUAUCCACUACCAGUUCUAUCAAUUCAUUUUUCCAGUUUAUUCAUGUGGUUGAUCUUAAGAGCCUUCUUAUGGACAUAAAGGGGCCUGCAUACGCAUAUGGAAGGAGAAACAUACCGAAGUUUGAGGCAUCUAUUGUCACAACCGUUAAUUUGCUGUUUGAGUUUUUGAAUCAUUCUAAACUUCUAGUGAUCAUGUCCCAUUUUUAA
This is a messenger RNA of Camellia sinensis, 483 nucleotides long. Lineage: Eukaryota; Viridiplantae; Streptophyta; Magnoliopsida; Ericales; Theaceae. The record is from RefSeq and is a predicted model, not a curated record.